UUUCAUGAUGUUCUUCCUUGAAUGCAUCCCAAAUCUCGAGUUCUUUCUUCCGUUCUUCGGAGUAAUGUUCUUCUCCAGCUGUAUCAGCAUCCGACGUUCGCUCUUCAUAGCAUUCCUCCUCAGCAGGAAUAGCCUGAGAACGUCGACGCUUGCGAGACAUGAUAGUGUUUCACAAACUGGCGGACCGCUGCGGACCUUGACCGACAGCAACUGAGCACGUGACUAGUCAGAUAUGGCAAAUUCCCAGACAAAGCAUCCGUAUCCUGAGCUGAUGAUAUCUCCACAGCAGGUGUCGGACGCAGUCCACCGGCACAACGCUGGCGGCCAAGAUGCCCUUGAUCUCAUGAGAACCGGCCAGGAGCGCUUGAUACAAUUGUGCUUCCAAUUACCGCGUGAGAACUCCCAGUCACCGGACCGAAUGUUAUUUGGGGGAGCAAUGGUUGAUCCCCCAUCAUCCUCCUGUUCUUCCUCGCUGGAGGUGACGGUGCAAACUCAGAUUCAAAGUGCUUUGACAGAUUUACGGCACCUGACAAAUAUACCUCCGACUCUCAAAGUCUUGAACAAUCAGGUCAAAAAGGUCGGGGGUUCUACUCCGAUAUGCUCUGGAACGUACAGCGACAUCUGGUUAGGAGAAAUGUUAGGAGAGAAAGUCGCACUCAAAACCUUGCGCAGUAUCACCGACCCUACGAAAGCCAGAAGAAUGACUAAGCGCUAUGAGCACGAAAUGAAUGUAUGGGAAAAGCUUAAACACGACAAUAUUCUGACAAUUUACGGUGUCAUCACCAACUUGGGACCCAUUCACAUCGUAAGAUCCCUGCUUCUGCAAUCAUGUUUAUUACCUGAUAAAAUUCUGCGUUCCACGCAGGUGUCAACGUGGCAAGAAAAUGGCAAUGUACUAGAGUAUGUCAUGCUGGAAUGCAGUACAUCGCUGUUCUUAAUCGUGCUCAGAUACCGCACCAAGAACCCCGACAUCAACCCCCUCACUUUGCUCGCACAAGCCGCAAGGGGCAUCGAGUAUCUUCAUGGAAGCAACAUUGUUCAUGGGAAUCUGAAAUGUAAUAAUAUGCUGGUUUCCUCCGAAGGUGUAGUAUGCAUCGGUGACUUUGGACACACUCAGGUUCUAGACGAAGUGCUCGGGAGGGAGGGAUUCACCGCUUACACUGGGUCCUCCAACGUGCGUUGGAACGCUCCGGAACUCCUGGGUGGCGACGAUGUCAAGCCCACCAAAGCCAGCGAUGUCUUCGCGUUCGGAAUGUCUAUCCUGGAACUUGUAACCAAACAGGCACCCUAUUCGCACAGAAAACGUGAUCUCACUGUUAUCAUGGACAUCAAUGACGGACAUUUGCCUCCUCGUCCAACGGAGCCGGAAGAUGUCUCACGGUGGAUGCAUGACGAACUAUGGGAAGUUUUGAAUAGGUGUUGGUAUUUCAUGGCUCAGGAGCGGAUGGAUAUUGGAGAAGUCACAAUCUGUCUUGAGGGACUCGCCAAGUAUCUCGGGAAUCAUCCGAAUUGGCAAACGGAAGAGGCCAAUAUUGAGAUCGUUCAAUAAGAUGUUGUCCUCGCGUAUGCUGUGAUGAUCUACGCAUGUACAUAUGGUAAUUACGUUAUCAAAAUGACCUCAGAGAGAUCUGCGGCUUCAUACUCUGCUGCACUGGGCCCGCUGCACCUUCGACAGCCUUCCGAAUCGACAUCUCAAGUACUUCCCGCACAGAGGGGUCCAGCUGAGUAGUGGCCUCCUUGAAGGACGCGGGCGAGCUAGCUGCCAGGGAAAGCAAGUGUGUUACGCCACUAGAGUGUAUUGUCGAUGGAGGCAUCUGAGAUGGGCGUAGAAGUAAUGUGAUUGUUGGUAGCAGGACACUCAAGAGACGGGAACCUGGACAAUUGAAGU
Suillus subaureus is the source of this 1888-nucleotide messenger RNA. RefSeq names its product kinase-like domain-containing protein. Gene Ontology annotation, molecular function: protein kinase activity; ATP binding. Gene Ontology annotation, biological process: protein phosphorylation. The coding region runs from base 233 to 1549 and encodes 438 amino acids. The transcript is spliced from 8 exons. Lineage: Eukaryota; Fungi; Basidiomycota; Agaricomycetes; Boletales; Suillaceae. The record is from RefSeq and is a predicted model, not a curated record.